Molecule: messenger RNA, 3180 nt
Organism: Numida meleagris (helmeted guineafowl)
Lineage: Eukaryota; Metazoa; Chordata; Aves; Galliformes; Numididae
Gene: RAB27A
Product: RAB27A, member RAS oncogene family
Exons: 8
Coding region: 389-1054 (221 amino acids)
Biological process (GO): melanosome transport; positive regulation of exocytosis
Cellular component (GO): secretory granule; melanosome
Molecular function (GO): GTP binding; GTPase activity
Source: RefSeq, a predicted model, not a curated record
GCCGCUGCCCCACGUCCGGGCGGGGCCGCUCGGGGCCUGCCCCUGCCCCACGGGAAGUGAUGUUGCUCCGGCGGAAAACGCGCCCUUACCGCCCGACCGGGCAGGUGCGGAGCGACGCGGCGCUGCCGGAGAUGCUAAAUGCCUCUUUCUGCAUGACUAUGGUAUUCAAGAGAUCUGGACUUGGUCAGGAAACUCUGUGCUGAGGUAUCCCUGCAGAGCUACAGGUCCACUUGCAGCUGUUAAGCGUAGGCUAAAUGCAAAGCCAGAGCUGAAUGGGAUUCAAGGAGGAUUUCACAAAGGAAGAAACCCUUUUUGCUGUUUCCACUGGCAAUUAUUUUUUCCCAGCCAAGGAGUCCUUAAUCAUACAAGUGUCUCCUGAAUUCUCACUAUGUCUGAUGGGGACUAUGAUUACCUCAUAAAAUUCCUAGCACUUGGUGAUUCUGGAGUAGGAAAGACCAGCCUUCUUUACCAAUAUACAGAUGGCAAAUUUAAUUCCAAGUUUAUCACAACUGUGGGCAUCGACUUCCGGGAAAAGAGAGUGGUGUAUAGACCCAACGGGCCAGAUGGCGUUGGUGGCAGAGGACAGAGGAUACAUCUUCAGCUCUGGGAUACUGCAGGGCAGGAAAGGUUUCGUAGCUUAACAACUGCUUUCUUCAGAGAUGCCAUGGGGUUUCUUCUACUCUUUGAUCUGACAAAUGAGCAAAGCUUCCUUAAUGUCAGGAACUGGAUAAGUCAGCUACAAAUGCAUGCGUACUGUGAAAACCCCGACAUUGUAUUAUGUGGAAACAAAAGUGAUCUGGAAGACCAACGAAUGGUGAAAGAAGAAGAGGCUAAGGAACUUGCAGAAAAAUAUGGGAUACCAUAUUUUGAAACCAGUGCAGCUAAUGGGAAUAACGUAAGCAAAGCCAUUGAUACACUGCUCGACCUCAUCAUGAAGCGCAUGGAGCGGUGUGUUGAUAAAUCCUGGAUCCCAGAAGGGGUAGUGCGCUCCAACGGGCACAGCUCUACAGAACAAUUGAGUGAGGAGCAAGAAAAAGGCAAAUGUGGCUGUUGACUCAGUUACAAUUAAAUUUAAUGUACAUGCUAAAUGACAGUACAGUUGCAGCUUAACUGUUUAACUUAUAGACAAAUCACAUCUUGUAGUUAAGUAAUGAGCAUUAUUUACUCUUGAUAAUAAUUUUUGUGCUUUCCUCUCAAACAACACUGUCUUUUGUUUGCAAGGUAUGUAGUUUUUUAGUGAUGAGACAAGUUCAUCAGUUCAGUGUAGUACUGCACAUUCCCUAAAUUCUCUACUUUGGAAGGAAGGGAAGGAGAGGACUUCUAAUUAACAAUUAUAAAAGCAUCUUUAUGUAUGGGCAGUAAGAAAAGGUAGGUUUCUGAAUUAAGGAUUUUCAUUUGCUCUUUGAAGGCUCCAUUAACUCCAAAGAUUAAUCAUUUAGAUUAGAUAUCGUGACUACUCUCAGUGUCUACAAACUAGCAAGCUUACCAACGUGGUUCUUGAGUCUGUUUCAACAGAAACAUUUAAUCAUUUCAUCAAUCAGUGACAAUCACAGAGAGCAAAUCUUGUGUCUUUUGCAAAGGCCUCUGAGUAGGUUUUCAUUAUUUUCUCAAGCCAUCAGUAUUUAGUGAUGAAAGCCGAAAGAAAGAUAUUUUACAUAGAAUGAGAAACUUCCUAGAGAAGCACAGGGUGCUUUGGGUAGGUCACAAAUGUGAACAUUUAAACUACAACUGUACUAUGUAAAAUAUAAUCAACACAGCCUGUGAGACCUCCUGACAUCAUUUGAAUUUCUAGAACAUAUGUAUGCAUAUAUUGAUAUGUCAAUGGCGUAAGCGUGUAUCUGUUACGUUCUUUGCUAUUGUUUUAACAGGAAUGUAGGGUAACGUAGAUGUCAGCAAAAUUUCAUCUGAAAUAGUGCUUUGUACUGAGGUUUCUUUUUUUUUUUUUUUUUUAACCGAACACAGAUUUGGAAUGUUUCUUCAAAUAUGGAUUGAGAAAUGAAUAGUGAUUGAUUGUCUUCUGGCAAAAUGCAGCUGAGAUAUCAGUUCUGUCUAAAUCAGUAUUUCUAUAAAUUUAUAACGCUUCUUUUCUGCUGCCAACUUCUGUGUCCUGUACAUCUUGGUUAUCACAUAUUCAUUUAUUGUUGUUAAUUUCCUUUAGGUUGUGUUUAAGAAUGAAUAGAGUUGCUCCUUCCCCCUCUCCACUUACAGAUCACAUGAAUGUCAAUUUUGGUUUUGCUGGACCAUGUUAUUCUUCAAUCAUUUUUAUUUAUUCUUAUGACAACCUGAAGAACAAUCAGUAUUUUUUUUCAAGACAGAUUUAUAAGAUGUGCCUACGAACUUGUUUUCUAUCCUGGCAGAGGUUGUAUAAAUCACAAGUAUUGCCAAUUAAAGUCAACAUACCAAACUGAGUCUUCUUACAGACUUUCCACAGCAGUUUGUUUACAGAAGUCCAAAGCUGAUACUUACUGAGAAAUUGUGUAUUUAUUUAUUUAAAUAUUCUGUCUGUUUGGCUACUGCAAUUUCAGGCAAAUGUCUGUAUCAGUUAUGAACGUGAAUUGCAAUGUAACACAUUUUUUUGAAGGACCAAAAAUGUUUCUGGAAUAGGAGCUAAGAGGAAAAAAAAACCCUUUAUAUUAUACGUAGCCUCUGGUUAUAUUAAGAAUGCAAGAAUAAUUGUUAAAACUUGGUUCUUAAAAUAUUUUACAAAGUAAUGUAUUCUUCUUUAACAGCAACAUGUAAAUAUUAGAUUUUUAUCAUAACCUACACAAUAUUUUAAAAGUGCAAUAUAAUUUGACUACUCUGGGGCUAGGAUAAAGAUUAAAGAAAUUUAUAUUGAAUAAAUGUAGUUUUUUCUAUUACAUAUUACCAAGAUUCUAAAGUGCUUGUGGACCAGAGUUACUGUAGUUUAACUCAGUGCCUUUUGAAGUUAUCAUCAUGUUUCUGACCAGUCAAGUAUCAAACUCUACUGUAGGACACAAAUACAUUUCAGUGUACUUAAGUGUCUGAAUUUAUUUUAAUAUAGCUCUUUGCUUUUCAGAGGGUUGCAGUGGAACUUUCUCAUGCAUUAACUUCAAUGAAAGUUCCUGUGUUUAUAGCUGCAUACAGUUCCUGAAAACAGUGAGGACUAUUGCAGUCAACUUCUGAGCUAAGUGACUACUGAAAUGCUGUUUAAAAAAAAAA